Ceratitis capitata (Mediterranean fruit fly) is the source of this 1589-nucleotide messenger RNA. RefSeq names its product DNA-directed RNA polymerase II subunit GRINL1A (gene Polr2M). Bases 165 to 1370 code for a protein of 401 amino acids. Gene Ontology annotation, molecular function: transcription elongation factor activity. The transcript has 4 exons. Gene Ontology annotation, biological process: transcription elongation by RNA polymerase II. Gene Ontology annotation, cellular component: nucleus. NCBI's taxonomy places the organism in Eukaryota, Metazoa, Arthropoda, Insecta, Diptera, Tephritidae. The record is from RefSeq and is a predicted model, not a curated record.
UGAUACUUGAGCUCUAGAAUAUUCUUUAGUUGUCAGAAAAUAUUUUAUGAAUUUGCCUUGGCACUUUGGGCUGAACUAGGAAAAGUAAUCACAAUAGAUACGAUAGCACUGCAUCCAGCAGCUGUUGUUUUUAUUGCGGUUUAAAAGAUAUUUACUUGUUCAUAAUGGCUACAAUCAACAGGCCUCCAAUGAACAGAAUUCCAGCAGUUGCACCAACUAUCAAACAAGAUAAUUCUGUUAAGGAUUUAAGGAAACUUACUCGCUUAGAAUUGUUAGACCUCAAAGAAAGACAAAGCAAAUUAUUGGCUAAUAAAUCUAACUUAAAAAGGUUACCUGAUAAAGGAAAACGCAUUCAAGAUUUAUACGAAAAAGUGAUAACUGAGCUUGAUCGACGCUCAAAUAUCGAUGAAGCGGCAAGUAUGUUCUCAGAAUUAAAUAUAGUUUCCAAAGGAGAAGAUGUACUUAACAGUCUUGAAUGGAAUGGUAAUGUAAAUAACAUAAAUGAUGGAGAAUCUAUCGAAGAUGUUUUGGAUAGUGAUGAUGAAGAAGAACUUGAUCCGCUACGUGUGAUAGCUCAACGCACAAUGCACGAAAGGCGCACUAAAGUGCUAGAACCAGAGUCAAAGCUAAUAACGGAAGCAGAUUUAGCUGAAAUUGAAUCUUUCAAAAGUGAAAUUAGGAAUUCAGUCGCUGGUGAAGGGAGUGCAGUUUGCGAAAGUAAAGAAAUUGAUAAAGUGGUGGACGUACAUGUUGUAGAGAUCGACAUAAGCGAAAAGUUGCCGAAAAUAAAGUCAAAAAUACAAAGCAUUGCAGAAAAACCUCUGUCAUCAAAAUCUAGUUCUAUUAGUGAAGAUAGUCGUUCCAGCACACCUGCGCAAUUGGAUGUGGAACAGCAUGUACGGUACCUUGUAGAAAAAACUGAACAACAAGUAGUGCCGCAACGUGAAAAAUACAAACCUUACAAGACAACGCUUACUGAUGUGCAUAAUCCAUCCAAGGAACGGAUACGUAAGAAAGGCAAACAUUGGGAAGUCACAGCUGCAACACCUCCAUUUAUACAGCAUAGUGGAGCCAAAAUGCUCACAUUACUUGAUUCAGUUGAAUUACAAUCUAAUUAUUUAACAAAAAUAAAAGAAUUGCAAGAGAAGCAAGCAGAAGAACGGCUAGCGGCACGAUUGGCGCGGUUGGGCCACCGAGGGCUUGAACUGCCUACAGAGAACGAGCUAAAAUCCAGUGCUGCUUUUAACACUUACCGCACACCGGUGGUACAUAUCGAAGGUGAAGCGAAAUUCAAUGAAGAUGAUGAGGUACAUGACCCUUUAGACGAGGAAAAGUCUGGUGGUGGUGUUACAUAUACGAUAUACAAUUAAUAACUAGUCUAUUUAUAUUUCUUUACGUUAAUUUAUUAGCUGCUCGUCUGGGAGCGUUUAUAUGUUGAACAUGUAAUGACAACUAUGUUUCUAUUUUAACUCACAUAAAACCAUUCAAGAACGUGAAUUAUUUUAAAUUUCUAAAAUGCAUAUUUUUAAUAUACAAAUGUACGUAGGGUUGUGAUUUCAAUAAAGUACACAGAUUUAUAGAAUUUCCAA